UUCACGCCGUGUAUCCGCUUCCUGCGGCCCUGGUCGGGUCUGGCGGUGAUGGCGGCGGCGGCGGGACGGGAGGCCGAGGUCGGGGCCGGGGCCGCCGGCGGCAGCAGCAGCGAUGGAGGAGGAGGAGGCGGCGGCGGCUCGAUGCGUGAAGAGCUAUCCAACCUCUCCUUCGAGGAGCUGCAGGAGCUGCAGAGUAAAGUCGGGCUCAAAGCCUACAACCGGAUGGUGUGUGACUCUGGGAAAGAACAACGCAAGGAGCGACGCCAGUCGCUGAAGAAGGACAGGCCCAUGGAAAUGUCGUCAAAGCAGCCAGUGCCGUUCCUGCGGAGGCCAGUCGCCGUGAAGAAGGGGAUGUUGCGGGAUCCGCGGUUUGAUGAUCUGUCCGGUGACUACAACCCUGAGAUCUUCGACAAAACCUACGCCUUCCUCGACGACAUCCGGCACAAGGAGAAAGAGCUCAUUAAACGGAAGCUGCGGAAGGUGAAGAAGCCGAAGAGCAAGCAGCAGCUGGAGUAUGUGCUACGGAGGAUGACAGAACAAGACAAGGCCCAGGACCACAAGCGACAGCAGCGAGAGAGGCUCAACCAGUUCAAGCAGGAGCAGAGGCAGAGGGUUCAGCAAGGGAGCAAGCCCUACUUCCUCAAGAAAUCUGAGCUAAAAACGAUGGAGCUUGCAGACAGAUACCAAGCACUGAAGCGUGACGGCAAACUCGAGAGCUUCCUGGGGAGGAAGCGGAAGCGGAAUGCCACGAAGGAUCGGCAGAAGUUGCCUGGGAGGAGAGCGCGGUGAGGCUGCGGCAGACUGGACUGGACUGGACUGUGGUGGGACAGUGCUCGCACAGCUCGUGUUACCUGCACCACUGACCGGCUCGAUGGAUCAUCCACUGUGCCCCCCCCCCCCCGCCGCUCAUUCUCCGCUUUUGUAAGUUAUCGUGUAUAAAAUCAGAGACCUGUGAA
This is a messenger RNA of Leucoraja erinaceus (little skate), 956 nucleotides long. RefSeq names its product ribosomal RNA processing 36 (gene rrp36). The transcript has 7 exons. Gene Ontology annotation, biological process: maturation of SSU-rRNA from tricistronic rRNA transcript (SSU-rRNA, 5.8S rRNA, LSU-rRNA). NCBI's taxonomy places the organism in Eukaryota, Metazoa, Chordata, Chondrichthyes, Rajiformes, Rajidae. The record is from RefSeq and is a predicted model, not a curated record. The coding region runs from base 49 to 789 and encodes 246 amino acids. Gene Ontology annotation, cellular component: 90S preribosome; nucleolus.